AUGUUCCCAUAUCUAGCUCAUGGCCAUGUCUUCCCCUUCCUCGAGCUAGCCAAGAAACUCUCCAACAAAAACUUCCACUUCUACUUUUGUUCCACCGCCGUCAAUCUCGACUCCGUCCGGAAACACUUGGAGAACUUCCCAUCGAUCCUCUCGAUCGAUCUGGUCGAGCUUCGUCUUCCGGCCCCACCCGAGCUACCUCCCAUCUACCAAACAACGAAAAACAUACCGCCCCACCUCAUGCAAACCCUAAAGGCGGCCUUCCAUGCGUCAAGCUCAAUUUUUUCCGACAUAAUCACAAACCUAAACCCCGACUUGCUCAUCUUCGACUUGUUUCAGCCGUGGUCUGCAAAGCUCGCCGCGUCGAAAAACAUUCCCUCCGUCUAUUUCCUCACGUCCAGCUCGGCCGGACUCUCGUUCAACCACCACCACCACUCGCACGGGAAGUUCAACAAUUUCCCAUUCUACCCCUCCAUAUGCCUCAAGGACUACGAGUUGAAGGCCGCGAUCGAGUACGCCAAAGAAUUCCCCCAAGACGCGGCCUUGGCAGUCGAGGACGAGUUCAUGUUUGGCGUCUUCCGAUUAUCCCACGACUUCGUAAUAGCCAAGACGUGCCGAGCGAUCGAGAGCAAGUACAUCGACUAUCUCUCGUCCCUUUUCCAAAAGAAAAUCGUGCGCACGGGCCCGCUCGUCACGGACCCCGAUUACGUCUCGGAACCCAAACCCAUCAUCGAGUGGCUCGACAAGAAAGCACCGCACUCGACUCUCUACGUCUCGUUUGGGAGCGAAAGCUACCUCUCGGGGGACCAAAUUCGCCAGCUGGCGAGAGGGCUCGAGUUGGCGAGGGUCGACUUCGUAUGGGUCGUUCGAUCGCCCGUCGGGAUGGAGGACCGCCCGGGCGACGACGAGCUCCCCAAAACCGAUACUCGCGCACCCGAGCGUUGGGGGGUUCCGGUUUUGGGGGUCCCGUUGAAGUACGACCAGCCGCUCAACUGCCGGAUGGCGGUGGAGGCGGGGGUCGGUGUGGAGGUCGGGAGGGGCGAGAACGGGGAGUUUGACGGGGAAAAAGUGGCGAGAGCUAUAGAAGAGGUUGUUUUUGGUGGGGAGGGGUUUAGGGUUAGGGUCAAAGAGCUGAGCAAGAAGAUAAGGAUGGAGGAGGACGAGGGCGAUGAGGUGGCGGACGAGCUCAGGAAGUUGAUCGAGAAAUCGAGAGCGGACGUUUAA
Molecule: messenger RNA, 1221 nt
Organism: Striga asiatica
Lineage: Eukaryota; Viridiplantae; Streptophyta; Magnoliopsida; Lamiales; Orobanchaceae
Source: the annotation of a GenBank genome assembly